Messenger RNA from Mus caroli (Ryukyu mouse), 1140 nucleotides. NCBI's taxonomy places the organism in Eukaryota, Metazoa, Chordata, Mammalia, Rodentia, Muridae. The record is from RefSeq and is a predicted model, not a curated record.
CCAGGCUUAGCUGAGAGUUUUCAGUGGGCAACAUCCAAACCCACUGUCUCAGCCAGAGGCCAGUACCCAGGGUGUGGCCAUCCCCAGGUUACACACUCCGGAAGUCGAAUCGUGGGAGGGCAUGCCGCCCCAGCAGGCACAUGGCCGUGGCAGGCUAGCCUCCGUCUGCACAAGGUGCACGUGUGUGGAGGCUCCCUGCUCAGUCCAGAAUGGGUGCUCACAGCAGCCCACUGCUUCUUUGGGUCUGUGAACUCGUCUGAUUAUCAGGUGCACUUGGGAGAGCUUACGGUCACACUGUCUCCCCACUUCUCCACUGUAAAACGGAUCAUCAUGUACACUGGCUCCCCAGGACCACCGGGGUCCAGUGGGGACAUUGCCCUGGUGCAGCUGGCCUCCCCGGUGGCCCUUUCCAGCCAGGUCCAGCCUGUGUGCCUCCCAGAGGCCUCAGCUGACUUCUACCCUGGGAUGCAGUGCUGGGUGACUGGCUGGGGCUACACAGGGGAGGGAGAGCCUCUGAAGCCCCCAUACAACCUUCAGGAGGCCAGAGUCUCUGUGGUCGAUGUAAAGACCUGCAGCCAGGCUUACAACAGUCCCAACGGCAGCCUCAUCCAGCCAGACAUGCUAUGUGCCCGGGGCCCUGGGGAUGCCUGCCAGGAUGACUCUGGAGGGCCACUAGUCUGCCAGGUGGCUGGAACCUGGCAGCAGGCCGGCGUUGUCAGCUGGGGUGAGGGCUGUGGCCGCCCUGACCGCCCUGGCGUCUAUGCCCGGGUUACUGCCUAUGUAAACUGGAUCCACCACCACAUCCCGGAAUCAGGGGGCUUGGGAAUGCAAGGGCUUCCCUGGGCUCCGCUCCUUGCUGCCCUCUUCUGGCCAAGCCUCUUCCUGCUGCUGGUCUCUGGAGUCCUGAUGGCCAAGUACUGGCUGAGCUCUCCCUCCUACCCGGCCUCAGAACUCUGAAUGACGUGUCGCAACCAACCCAAGUGUCUUUCUUAAAUAAGUUAGUGUUUAUUCAGCUUUGCUUUGCCCCUCCCCUCCCCUUAGCUUUGACUUAGGAAGCCAAGUUUUCUGCAUCAGAUUAUUGCAACGUUUAACCUGAAUUUGUAGAACGGGAUGACAUAAAGCAAAUGGAUGUCAAAUGAA